Aspergillus vadensis CBS 113365 is the source of this 3965-nucleotide messenger RNA. Its product is annotated as RNA dependent RNA polymerase. The coding region runs from base 1 to 3894 and encodes 1297 amino acids. Gene Ontology annotation, biological process: siRNA processing. Gene Ontology annotation, cellular component: nuclear RNA-directed RNA polymerase complex. Gene Ontology annotation, molecular function: RNA-directed RNA polymerase activity. The record is from RefSeq and is a predicted model, not a curated record. NCBI's taxonomy places the organism in Eukaryota, Fungi, Ascomycota, Eurotiomycetes, Eurotiales, Aspergillaceae. The transcript has 2 exons.
AUGACUUACCCCCGUACCCCAGUCAGAACUGGUCAGGAAUUGAACAAGUUGAUCGAUUCGAUAAACGAGCAAUUCGGUUUAGACAUCCCAAAUCCCGUCUAUUUUUCUCCAUCUAUUGGCAAGAAUGAUAAGUCACUUGGCUGGAGCCUUUAUGGCCGGAUCAGAGUGCUAUACUUCAACCGCAAGGUGGACUUGAACCGGAUCUUCAAUGACUUCGAGGAGUGGAUUGUCUCCCAAUCAACGGUGCUAUCUGCUGGGGAUGGUCAAUGGGGACAUAUACCAGGCUCAUUCGCGAACACCUCGAGGGAUAUUUUUAUCAGCAACGGAAUCAGUACUAUUGCAAAGGAGGAGCGCCAACGAUAUCUCGAAAGAUUGAUCAACGACGAACUCUAUCUGCUUAAUGGCUCCUUUCCAACUCCCAGAAAGGUCGACGACCUGGUAGAAGAGCCUCCUGCGCCAUCAAGCAGCUCGCUCAAGAGAAGGCUUUCCGUGGAAGAGGAAUUCCACACGGCUCCCAACUCUCCGGUCAAGGAUCUAGACAGGCCGCAAUCGCCUAUAUCCAAGGAAGACGCCUGUGAUCUUCCUGUUGGAAACGUCAACAGGACCGGGAUUCCGGUCUUGCAGCCAGAAAACAUCACAGUACCAUUCAACAUAUUUAAAAGCCCUAAGAAAACCGACAACGACAAACCCUCCAAAUUUGUGGAACGCCUGAGGGGUUCCGACAGUUACCAGCGUUAUGAUGCAACACCAACCUCCAGCGAUCAGGCGAAUUUUAGCUUCAGCACAGUAGCUGACACUUCUUCCAGCUUUCUUUAUUCGACUACUGCUCCCUACGAGACCUCGUUCACGUCGAACACCACUGAAGUCGAUGAGUCAAUGUUGGAAAGCGAACCCGUGUACGAGGACUCCGUGGUGGGGCAUUAUCUGAGUGAGCAAACAACAGCAACAAACCUUGCUGAAACACAGAAUCUAGAGCAACUCGCUUGCCAGGAGCCUCGCGAUUCAAUUGAGGGGCGCAUUAUGACAGACCUUCUCCAGUCCGGACCAUUCUCGCUCGAACACCACUACCCAAGUUCCGUCUCGCUUCGAUAUAGAUAUGAACUCGAGAGAGUGGCUAGAGAGUGGGGUGUAUCCUUGGACCUCAUGUUGGUUGGUCCCAACAUCUCUUUUAAGACUCUUGAUGAUUUCUGGUGCUGGAUAGAGGGGCAUAAUCAGCGGAAAGGAAAACGGCUCCCCGAAAAGUCCUCUCGCAAGGCUUGGGAUGCAGCUACUGGGAACUUCAGGACUGACAAACAUUCAGAAGUUGUCGUACUAACAGGGGAUUUGGAGUGGUCCAAAGAAGGGGUUUUGAAGUUAAGAUUGAAUCCGUUGAAGACUGAACGGACCUGUCGCUUUCACCGGCGAUUUGGAUCAGAUAGGUUUCUCAGUCUGACAGUGCCAGCUCCGGCGCGGCCUCCAUCGCAUCUCCGGCUGCCCUUGCAGCCUACACUCCUGCGAGAAACCCUGGGUUUAUGGCUAACGCAGAAUGCUCAUCGAUGCUUAGGGAGGACGUGGAGACCUUUUUUUGUGGAUGAGGUCAAGUCGAAACGCAAAGCAGACGAACCCAAAUUUCGAAUUGAUUUCUUUGCAAUCGAUGGGAUUGAUUUUGACCAUGGUUUCCCUGUCCCUCCUAUUGCACCUCCCCAUCAGGACAGUAGCAACCGCACUCCAAUGAGCCUAGAUGCACUGAUUAAUUGGCACAUGCCUCGAGAAGAAAACAUCACGCAAACCAACUGCAAAUUGUUUCAACGCUUCUCAUUGGCUCUCUCGAAAACCUACGCUACAGUGGUCCUAGAACCACGGCAAGUUCUACCAUUACCAGAUGUAUCCAAACCUGUUAUGAACGAUGGUUGCGCUUUGAUGUCUAGAAGCUUGGCCAAUCAGAUUUGUGAUUCAUUAGGACUGACGGGAUACACCCCAAGCGCCUUCCAGGGUAGAAUAGCAGGUGCAAAAGGGUUGUGGAUGGUCGACAAACAUCGAUCUCACGUCACAGCUGACGAUGACGUAUGGAUCCAAAUAUCUGACUCACAGUUGAAGAUAAGGCCACAUCCUAACGAGUGGGAUGGGUCGGUAGACGAUGAGAAACUUACCUUUGAGGUUGUUAAAUGGUCUAAACCUUUGCAUCCCGUGAAUCUGAAUGUACAGCUUUUGAGCAUAUUGGAUCACGGUGGGCACAUUAAGGAGCAUCUCGCAGAUCUCACACGAUUAGGAAUCCAAUCGUUAUAUCAGGACUUUGCGGACGUUCUCGAAUCCGACAGCGCAGUGCUCUGCCGGAGCCUAGUACAGAAAAUCCGCCCGUCGGGGGAUGAUGGCUUUGGACCGGUGUCUCAAAGGACCUGGCGAUUCGAAAAUUGGAUGAGCAAUGAUGCCGAGUUUAUAAUCCGCCUUACUGAAGCUGGCUUCUGUCCUCGGAGCUUUUAUUUCCUCCGUAAGCGAUUGGGGAAGUGCCUACGAGAGCUCCUGAAGCGGCAUGUGGACGAACUUCGCAUUGAAGUGCCCCUCUCAACAUACGCUUUCUGCAUUGCUGACCCAUACGGAGUCUUAAAGGAGGAUGAAGUUCAUUUUGGCUUUUCGAACGUCUGGCGCGAUGGAAAGGGGCAAUUUGAAGAUAUUCUACUAGAUGGCAUUGAUGUCCUCGUCGGCCGUCUUCCCGCCCAUCUGCCCUCUGAUAUCCAACGCCGGAAGGCAGUGUGGAAGCAAGAGCUACGACAUUUCAAAGACGUAAUUGUCUUUUCCAGUGUUGGCAACAUACCGUUGGCACAUAUGCUCUCAGGGGGUGACUACGAUGGCGAUACUCCCUGGAUUUGCUGGGACCAGAACAUCGUCCGCAACUUCUACAAUUCUGACUUGCCAGAUACAGAGUUCCCACCGGAGCAUUACGGACUUACCAAGUACGCUGUAGACAUGAAAGACAUUCACUCCAUGGAUGAGUUCCUCCAGAGCUCAUUUACAUUCAAUUUGACCCUGUCAAACCUAGGUCGCUGUACCGAGGAGUCAAUCGACUCAGACAAAGCGAAGGAACUCGCCUGUCUCCUCAGUCACCUAGUCGACGGCCGCAAAGCAGGAGUCCACCUAUCCGAGCAAGCAUGGCGGCAAUAUCGCAAGAAAAUCAGUCCCCGGGCACGCGAACUUCCCGCAUACAAGAAACCCGGCCGAACACCCAAGAAAUCCAACAUCAUCGAUUAUCUCCGGUUCGAGGUCGCGAUGCAGGAGCGGGACAAGAUGCUUACCAAGCUCGAGGCAGACUUCCCAGAAGAGGAGGCAUCCUUCAGCAAAGACGAAGACCUGGUACGGCCCUGGCGUACAAUCCGCGAAAAGAUCAAGAACGAAGGCCAACGCGGACAGUUAUUCGCAGCCGCUAAGGGCAUGAGAGAAAAGAUCAGAAAACUCCACAAUCAAUGGAACACAGCUAUUUCCCGAAGUCAGGACUCGUUCUCUCCUCACGCGCUGGACGCUGCAGGAGAGGCCAGGUCCAUUCCUCCCCCGGAAGGCGAUCACCCUAUAAUACUGGUCUGGCAGCACUGCCGUGACGAAUGGCUCCGGGUCCUUGCAUCUUACACAUAUAACGAAUAUCCGGGCGCCAAAUUCGUCAUGCAUGCCUUUGGGGAGGUCCUCUGCCAGAUCAAAUCGAGCACCCUACCGGCACGAUCAGUGACGUCGGAGAUUCUUUCUUGCUACCGCGUCAAUCAGAAGGUGGUUGCUCAACUUACUGCACAGGAUGUGGCUGAGGAAGGUGAAGAGAGGCUAGACGGGGAAGAUGAGUAUGAGGGGCACGAGGCGAUUGAAGCGAUGCAUUUUGGGAUGCGGUCGUCAGGCGGGUACUUUGAUCCGGAUGAUUGCUUGUCUGUGGAGUGAUUUUUUGGUUUGGGGUCGGUUUUUCGUUGUGGGGGACAUAUUAUGACUUGGCUAUUAGGUAGAUUUUGAAG